Acanthisitta chloris (rifleman) is the source of this 1162-nucleotide messenger RNA. RefSeq names its product trans-2,3-enoyl-CoA reductase (gene TECR). Gene Ontology annotation, biological process: very long-chain fatty acid biosynthetic process. Lineage: Eukaryota; Metazoa; Chordata; Aves; Passeriformes; Acanthisittidae. The coding region runs from base 1 to 1086 and encodes 361 amino acids. Gene Ontology annotation, molecular function: oxidoreductase activity, acting on the CH-CH group of donors. The record is from RefSeq and is a predicted model, not a curated record. The transcript is spliced from 13 exons.
AUGGCUUGUAUUACAAAAACAGGUCGGUACAAGCUAAAUGAGAGCAAUCCUGAAAGCGUUUCUGAAGGCUUGUACUUCAGUUUCUCCAUCAUGACUUGCCUAGAAACAAUGCACGGGGAAACCCAGCCAAGCUUUUCACCGCCUCCCGCAUUUCUACCAGUGUCCCAAACUGUUGUGGAAAUCCUUGAUUGGGAGACAAAGAAACAGCUAUGCUUCCUAGAUAAGGUGGAACCAAAUGCCACAAUUAGGGAGAUCAGAUUGAUGUUCCAUAAAUUAUAUCCUCGGUGGUAUCCAGCAAGGCAGUCAAUAAAACUUGAUCCAAAAGGAAAGUCCCUGAGGGAUGAGGAAAUCCUGCAGCACCUCCCUGUUGGCACAACUGCUACCUUAUACUUUAAAGAUUUAGGGCCACAGAUAGGAUGGACUACGGUAUUUUUGAUAGAAUAUUCAGGUCCAUUGUGCAUCUAUUUUCUGUUUUAUUUCCGCAUGACUUUUGUCUAUGGACUGGAUGAGAGGUUUACAUCAAGUUCGCACCCAGUAGUUAACUUGGCAUGUAUCUGCCAUUCUUUCCACUACAUCAAAAGAUUGAUUGAAACAGUAUUUGUUCAUCGGUUCUCCCGUGGGACUAUGCCACUGAGGAAUAUUGUGAAGAACUGCUUGUAUUAUUGGGGAUUUGCAGCUUGGCUUGCUUAUUACAUCAAUCAUCCUCUUUACACUCCUCCUUCUUAUGGGAAAAAACAGAUAAAUUUUGCUGUGAUCAUGUUUCUGCUGUGUGAAGCUGGCAAUUUUUCCAUUCAUGUUGCACUCAGUGACCUCCGGAGAAAUGGAUCCAAAACCCGUAAGAUCCCAUAUCCAACAAAGAAUCCUUUCACAUGGCUGUUUUUCUUUGUAUCUUGCCCUAACUAUACAUAUGAGGUGGGGACCUGGAUCAGUUUCACUAUCAUGACUCAGUGUCUUCCAGUGGGGCUGUUCACCUUGCUUUGCUUCAUUCAGAUGACAAUCUGGGCAAAGGAUAAACACUGCACCUAUGUACGAGAAUUCAAGGAUUAUCCAAGUCAUAGAAUGCCAAUUAUUCCCUUUUUGUUGUAAAAAAAAAGGUUUGAUUUGAAUAGUGCACAGAACUUCAAGAAGAAAAAGCUCGUAAACCUGCAAAAUAAAUUAAUUA